GGUGGCCCGGCUGCUGGGUUGGAAGCAGCGCAGUCCGACUCAUCCCAGCCCCAGGAUGGCGUCCCCACGAGAACUGACCCAGAACCCCCUGAAGAAGAUCUGGAUGCCGUACAGCAAUGGGCGGCCCGCUCUGCAUGCCUGCCAGCGCGGUGUUUGCAUGACCAACUGCCCGACGCUCAUUGUCAUGGUGGGGCUGCCUGCCAGGGGCAAGACCUACAUCUCUAAGAAGCUGACUCGCUACUUGAACUGGAUUGGCGUGCCUACGCGGGAAUUCAACGUUGGCCAGUAUCGCCGGAACAUGGUCAAGACAUACAAGUCUUUUGAGUUUUUCCUUCCAGACAAUGAAGAGGGCCUGAAAAUCAGGAAGCAGUGUGCACUGGCAGCCCUCCGAGACGUUCGGCGGUUCCUUAGUGAGGAGGGGGGACAUGUGGCCGUGUUUGAUGCAACAAAUACCACCCGAGAACGGAGAGCGACCAUCUUUAAUUUUGGGGAGCAGAACGGCUACAAGACCUUUUUCGUUGAGUCCAUCUGUGUGGAUCCUGAGGUCAUAGCUGCCAACAUCGUGCAAGUGAAACUGGGCAGCCCUGACUAUGUCAACCGCGAUAGCGAUGAGGCCACAGAGGAUUUCAUGCGGCGCAUCGAGUGCUAUGAGAAUUCGUAUGAGUCGCUGGACGAGGACCUGGACAGCGAUCUGUCCUACAUCAAGAUCAUGGACGUGGGGCAGAGCUACAUCGUGAACCGCGUGGCUGACCACAUCCAGAGCCGCAUUGUGUAUUACCUCAUGAACAUCCAUGUGACGCCCCGCUCCAUCUACCUCUGCCGGCACGGGGAAAGUGAGCUCAACCUCAAGGGCCGGAUUGGCGGGGACCCAGGACUGUCCCUCCGGGGCAGGGAGUUUGCCAAGAGUCUGGCCCAGUUCAUCAGGGAUCAGAACAUCAAGGACCUAAAGGUUUGGACAAGCCAGAUGAAGAGGACAAUCCAGACAGCCGAGGCCCUGGGUGUGCCUUAUGAGCAGUGGAAAGUUCUCAACGAGAUUGAUGCGGGCGUCUGUGAGGAAAUGACCUAUGAGGAAAUUCAGGAUCAUUAUCCACUGGAAUUUGCCUUGCGAGACCAGGACAAGUACCGCUACCGGUACCCGAAGGGGGAGUCCUACGAGGACCUGGUCCAGCGACUCGAGCCUGUCAUCAUGGAGCUGGAGCGGCAAGAGAACGUGCUGGUCAUCUGUCACCAGGCUGUGAUGCGCUGCCUCCUGGCCUACUUCCUUGACAAGGCGGCAGAACAGCUGCCCUACCUCAAGUGUCCGCUGCACACGGUCCUGAAGCUGACCCCUGUGGCUUAUGGUUGUAAAGUGGAGUCCAUAUUCCUGAACGUGGUGGCUGUGAACACGCACCGGGACAGGCCUCAGAAUGUAGACAUCUCACGUCCUCCAGAAGAAGCCCUUGUCACGGUCCCUGCUCACCAGUGACUGUGUCUCGUCCACUGCGACCCCUGGGCAGGUGUUGAUCUCUGCAGACAAGGUCAUUCCGGGCCCUCUGAUCUGUGUGACAGUCAUCACACAGGAAUACCCUCAAAGCCAUGUGUGGCUGGUGGCACCCAGAACGCCUGCCCCAGCCCACCUGUUUCCUUGUUGACAGUGACAGCGUUGUACGCAGUGCCCAACCUGCUGCUAAAAAUCACUGGGCUUGACUCUGUCUGCCCCGGGCUGGUGAGAGGUUUCCCAGCACCUGAUCCUUCUGUUCUCUCUCACCGGCCGGGUGGGCUUUGUGAAGUGUGAAACCCAAAAAUGUGAAACGGAAAGCACUUGCUGUGAUGUUUCCACCCACUGAGGCCAAUUUGCCUGGGUGGACCUGGGACCCCUGCUAGGGCUCUGCCACCCUCUCUGUGGCCACUUCCUGAGCCAGAGGCAAGGUCUUCAUGUGCUGCCGCUGCCUCAGUAAGUGGAAGAGAGCCCUCCCUAUCUUGCCUCGCCAGGAAUUGAAGAGCUUCCACCAAGGCAGCCACUUUCACUGGCUAGACCCUUGGCUCUGUGCGUCUGCAUUUGUAGAUGCUCAGGAAAGCAGUGUGUUCACUUCAGCACAUGGGGAUGCACAGAAACAUGCAGGGAGUGGGGUGUUUGUGGUUACCUGUUCCCAAUCAUGCCUACACUGGAAUACUUGUGGGAGCUGGUGGCCAAGGCCACCCCUCCCCAACUGCUCUCAUGGUGCAACACGUAAAGGUGGCACAACAUGUAAAGACAUAAAGAUGGGGCAGUUGUAUGAGUCACCCUUCCCAGUACUCGAGGGAGAGGCUGCCCUCCCAUCUUCCUUUCCCAGCCAUGCCACUGGGCUACCUCGCCCGCUGCUGCCUGUGUCCACACAGGAGAGUACACUGGUGGCAGGGACCUGCAUUUGCUGUGAAGGAUUUGGAAAAGCUUGUGUGGUCCUGUGAAGCCUGUCCUGGCAUUUGUUGAUCUCUUCCUGCGGGACUAAGCUUGGGAAAGGCCAGAGCUGGAGGCAGCCCCUGGCCAGGGGAGGAUUUUCCCAGCCAUGUCACAGCUUUUGAGUCUCAUACAUAGGAAGGAGCCUGAUGAAAGCAACCUCAGGAAGCCUGCCAUCUGUCACGCCCCUGAGUUCUUUUGGGCCCAGGGAGGCGGGCUGGGCUGUGGGUUCUGGCUCCAUUUUGUAGCUGGGAGAACAGACUGGCCAGCAAGUUGUGAGGCCAGGUGAGAAAAUGUGUGGAUUUGUAGUUGGAUGUGCUGCUGUCCACAGGAGGUGGUCCUUGGUGAAGUCAGGCCCCAGGAUCCUGUGUCCCUGGCCCGAGCUGAUGGUCUCUCGGCCUUGAGUGCUGCAGCUGCUGUGGACAAACAUGGGUGGAGAGAUGUCCAAGACAGGGCUGUGGCAGGACCCCCCUUCUGGACUUAUCUCCUGUCAGAGCCCCAAGCCCCUUAGAGCCAGAGCCAGAGCCAGAGGCCCACACCACUGCCUUUGGCAUAUGGGGACUGCAGCCUUUGCUUCCAGGUCCGCUGGAGUUUUGGUGACUUCUGGUCAUGCUCACUUGUUGGCCAUAGUGGGUCCCUUUGGUCAGUGGCAUGUACAUCUUGAUGUCACCACCUCUCCAGGACCUCUGGUUGGCUGAGGUGAGACCAGUGAGGCCUUUUCUUUCUGUCCAGAGGGUAGCCAGGAGCUACUGGACCAGAUGUGUCGCAAGGACUGGGAUGGGGCAGAGGGAAGCCUGGGGUCCCAGCAGAGGCUCACCCCGAGCUGGCUCUGCAUGGGCAGCAGUCCACCUGGCUGGCUGCCCGGUUGUAGCCAGGAUAGUUGAUGUGCUCCUGUUGCAGAUGUGUUUCCCCGCCCUGGAAUGGAUGUUGUUGGAUCUCAGCUACACAUCACACUGUGUCCAACAUUCUUUGCAAUAAAUACUUUUUUAAAAAGAACAAUCUAAGGUUGUGUCUUGUGGCCUGCUCUCCAUUGGUGAGGUUCUUUCCAACGGCUCUGCAGACCCCUGUGCUGUGCUCCCUCUCAACAGGUCUGUGUGGGACCCUUGGUCCAGCUCCCACACCCAUGCCGACCCAUCCCUGGAAGCUGUCUUGCCCUGGAGUGAGCCCUGGGCAGGGCCCGAGUUUUCUCUGGGCUGACCUAGGUUGCUGGGCUGUCACCACUAAGCCAGAAACAGAUGUGUGUGGGGGGGUGGAUCUGGGUGGGGUCCCUGGAAAUGUGGGUUUCAAUUAUUGGCAUCCUUGGGCAGGGGGACCAUGCUGGGUGGAGGAUGGAAGGGCUGCCCAAGGCUGUGGGCAGAGCUUGUUGGCUGCUUAUCUGCUGUUCUUUGUCCCUUCUGGCUGGGGAAGAUGGUGACAAGGGGCACCCUUUCCUAUGCCUCCGAAGUUUUUUUUCCUUUUGCAUUAAAAAAAAAUUUUAUUGGAGUAUACUUCAUUUACAAUGUUGCAUUAGUUUCAGGUGUACAGCAGAGUGACUCAGCUAUACAUAUACAUAAAUUCAUUCUUUUUCAGAUUCUUUUCCCAUAUAGGUGAUUACAGAAUAUUGAGUAGAAUUCCCUGUGCUACACAGUAGGUCCCUGUUAUCUAUUUUAUGUAUAAUAGUGUGUGUAUGUUAAUCCCAAGCUUCUAAUUUAUCCCAACCCCUAUGCCUCAGAAUUUUGUUGAACUUUCUACACCUUCUGCCCUGGGGCUGGGGUGUUGCAGGGUUGUUUUUCUGUGGAUGUGAUGAAGCUGGGCGUGGCUGGGUGCCUACGUGUGCCUCCUAGUGUGUCAGGGCAGAGGGUGGCUGUGUCACAGUGGAUGACAGGAACUCCUGGGCUUCAUCCCCAGGCUCAGAGUGAUAUCAGCUAUGACUGUCUUCCUGGUAGGUGAGAUUGCAGGACUGCUGAAUGGUCCCCACCCUGUCUCUGGGCUCAGAGUUCCUGGAGUGGAUGCCUGACCCUCCUUGGAGGCUUCCUAGCACUUUUUGGAGAAGGUUUUGAAGAUUUUAACAGCAAAGUAACAGCAGAAGGAAUGGAAGAUAACACUAUCAGAAUUUUCCUUCAGUUCCACUGUUCUACCACAGCAUAGAAAGACCGAAUAUAUAUGGUUAUGUUGAAGAAUUUUAUAGCAUUUUGGGUUGCUUGGAAACGGUGGCCAUCGGGUAGGAUCAGAGAAUAUUUGGAUAGAAUGAAAUAUUGUUACAAAGACAUAGGUUUCAGCAACAUUUGAAUUGUAUUUAUAAUAUGAUUAUGUAUUAUAUAUUAAUAAAAUAUAAUUAUCACUCGUAAAGGCGAGUGUUGCCAUGUUUGGUUAGACCAAUCAUUAUUCAUCCCCUGAGGCUGGGCUCAUUGUUGUUUAAACAAAAACUGUUCUAUUAAAAGUAAAAAAUGGCUUUGUGGUUGACCAGAAGUGGUGUCUGCCAAAUCCUGGCUAAUGGCUACAGGUCUCUUUGGGAAGGGUUGUGAGGAAAGUACCAGCAUGAAACUGGGCUAUUUUCACAGGGCCCGCCUUAAAGAGCACCCACCCCACUUUCUUUUUUUUUUCUUUUUCUGGCACACGGGCUUAGUUGCUCCGUGGCAUGUGGAAUCUUCCCAGGGCAGGGCUCAAACCCGUGUCCCCUGCAUUGGCAGGCGGAUUCUUUACCACUGGGCCACCUAGGAAAUCCCCCCCACUUUCUUCAGUGGCCCCUGCCUGGGUUUGUGAACUAAUCUUAUCUGGAAAACUGGUGAGAGAUCCUCUCCUAUGUAGUCAGGUCUCUGGUGGUCACACCUCUAGUUCUUUUGUCAUACACAUCCAGUAGGGCUCUACUGGUCUUCCCAUAAGUUUUGGUCCCAGGGGCCUGGUGAUUCUGCCAAAGAUCCUGGUAUCUGCAUUGAAACGAAGGAGCCAUUUCAACAGUAGUGCCUCCAACCAGAAUCUCUGACCCAUGGACAGCCGUGACUAUGGGGCUUAUGGGUCAAAUUGUGUCCCCCAAAUUCAUACUUUGAAGACCUAAGCCCCAGUAACUCAUAAUGUGACCUUAUGUGGAAAUAGGGUGGUUGCAGGUGUCAUAAAUUAAGAUGAAGUCAUACUGGAGUAGGGUGCACCCCCUAAUCCAGAAUUCCCUAGCAGAGACGGCAUGGAUCCUGCUGACAUGUUGGCUUCAAACUUCCAGCCUCCAGAACUAUGAGACAGUAAGC
Hippopotamus amphibius kiboko is the source of this 5634-nucleotide messenger RNA. It is a transcript of the gene PFKFB4, whose product is annotated as 6-phosphofructo-2-kinase/fructose-2,6-biphosphatase 4. NCBI's taxonomy places the organism in Eukaryota, Metazoa, Chordata, Mammalia, Artiodactyla, Hippopotamidae. The transcript is spliced from 14 exons. Gene Ontology annotation, molecular function: 6-phosphofructo-2-kinase activity; ATP binding; fructose-2,6-bisphosphate 2-phosphatase activity. The record is from RefSeq and is a predicted model, not a curated record. The coding region runs from base 56 to 1465 and encodes 469 amino acids. Gene Ontology annotation, biological process: fructose 2,6-bisphosphate metabolic process; fructose metabolic process. Gene Ontology annotation, cellular component: cytosol.